Molecule: messenger RNA, 1959 nt
Organism: Prunus mume (Japanese apricot)
Lineage: Eukaryota; Viridiplantae; Streptophyta; Magnoliopsida; Rosales; Rosaceae
Source: RefSeq, a predicted model, not a curated record
UCUUAUUGCAAUGCUCACCAAACCCUUUUAAAUAUAAGCUCCUCCUUCCUCUCUUCUUCCACUCCCUCCUCACUCUCUCCCACUUCACUCUUUAAUUUCAGACCAACCCUUUUCUCCCACAAUUCUCUUCUGAUCAUUUCACCUUUGAAGUCUGCCUAUAAUCUUUGGAUCAUCCAAUUUGAAGGCUUGAAGCUCUCAAACCACAAAAAUUGCUUGUUGGGUAAUAAUUAUUUUCUCAAUCUCUUUACUUUUUCAUCUCACAAAAAAAUGUUGCAGCAGCAUCAAAGAAAGCCUUGUCCAAUAGAGCGCAGGCCUAGAAUGCUCCUCAAAGAUUUCCUCAAUGAGAAUUCUAACUCAUGUUCUUCAAGUGGAUUCAAAUCAUUCCCCAGAAAACAACCACCAUUCAAUCCCAGGAGUCCCCAGAAGAACCUCAUUGAAUUUGAUCCAAAACCAACAAGUUCAAACUCAAAAAAUAACCCCACCAUUACCAGCAAAUUACUCAGAAGCAGAUCAAAGGCAGCCUGCACCACAAUCUCAGCCUUCCAGUCCCUCAUGAAUGCAGUUAAAAACAUCCCUACCACGGUAAAAUCUCCCUCCUUUUUACCUCGAAGCCUCUCAAGGAGGCUGCUGCAGUCAAAAUUUCAGAGCUCAUCAAGGAAGCAGCGUCAAAACCAAGUCCAAAUUACUGUGAGAGUCAAGGACAUCAUACGGUGGACAUCGUUCCGCGAUGAAAUGUUACCUCCACCUCCACCGUUGGAUUAUGCUUCUUCACCUCUCCAUUGUACCACAAGCACCACCAUAACAGGGUCCACAACUACCACUUGUACAACUUGUAGCAGCAGCAGUAGUGGGUCAAGCUGGUGUGACAGUGAUUUUACCGCAGAGUUUUUACAGUCAUGGGUUUGUAGUAAGUCUGACCCUCAAGCUGAUGAGGACGGUGGUAAAAAAUAUUUACCAUGUGUCGGCAAGGAUUUCACGGAGGAGGAGGCAUCAACGACAGGGACAGGAAGUUGCAAUAUUGCUUUGGGACCCCAGCAGGUUGAGGUGCUGCUGGGUGAUGAAGAUGAACAGCACAGCCCAGUUUCAGUGCUUGAUUUUCAAUUUGGGGAAGAUGAAGAAGAUUCAUUUUCAAGUACUUUUGAUCAAAGCCUUGCCAAUGUGGGUGAUGAAGAUGAAGAAAUGGCCAUGGAGCUGUUGAAUUAUGUCAAAGCAACUAGCUCAUCACCAGACAGCUGUGAGGAAGGCCAUUUGGAAGAUAAACUGCUGUUGGAUUUCUUUAGAGAAGAAAUGAGUGUCCAAAGAAAUCAAACUGAUGAUGGAUUUCAAUGGGAGAUGGUGAGCAAAGCAAAAGCUUGGGUGAGUGGAGAACACAAUGAACUUGAGUGGGGGCUAGAGCACAAGAAGGAAGCUUGUGUUAGAGACAUGCAUAAAGAAGGGAGGUGGAACAAGUUUGAGUAUGAGCAAGAGGAGCUGGCUUUAGAAAUUGAGACUGCCAUGUCAGAUUUCUUGAUGGAGGAGCUUCUGGUUGAUCUCUUAUCAAGAUAAAGUUCUUUAUUUUUUUCCAUCAAAUGGCUCUCAAGUCUCAACCUUGUCACUCAAUUUGGGUCCCCAUUGGCAUAGUGGAAAUUUGGGUGUCUGAAGGCAGAACAUUGCAUUAGUGAAGUAGUCUGUGAAAUGGCCCAAAAUAAAGCCAUGAAUGAGACAUGUGUUAUGAUGAUAUAUAGAUAGGAGCAGUAUCUAAUUGUGGCCAUUGGCUAAAGAUGCGGAUAGAGUGGAUAUAUGAGUUUAAAGUGAGCAUCAGUUUGUAUCUCUGAGAAUUUCAUCUUUUGGCUUGUAAAGAUAGGAUGAACAAGAAUUUGGGAGUGAGAGGCAUAACUUGUGCCCACUUUUUGUAGGGUCUGAUGUUAAACAUUUGUGAAAAUAAAUAAACACAUAUAUAAUAAGAAGGAAAUUUAAACA